Molecule: messenger RNA, 294 nt
Organism: Geodia barretti
Lineage: Eukaryota; Metazoa; Porifera; Demospongiae; Tetractinellida; Geodiidae
Source: the annotation of a GenBank genome assembly
AUGUCACCUGACGUCGUGUCGAUUAUCCGGGAUAUUGCAAUUAUCGUGAUGGCAAUCAUGGUUGCCGUGGCGGCGGUGGCGCUCACCGUCGUGACGCUGAAAAUAUACCCGAAGGUGAAGCGGGCAGCGACCAAUUUCGAAGCUUCUUCGUGCCUGAUGCUGGAUACCGCUGCACGGAUCUCCAGCCUGGUGGCCGCGGGCAGCGAAGUGGGCGCGUUCGUUUGGGACUUGGUCACCAGGCUGCGCGGUCGCGGUGAUGACAAGUCGGAUGAUGCCGGCAACUCGCCUAGCUGA